AUGGCUGCAGUACAAGCUUUCCAAUUCAUUGCAUUCAAACGAAAGGUUCCCAUCUCACCACCCAUUUCAGAGCACUGCUCGAAGGACAAAAUGAAUGUGCUCAGUUACCAGCCGGAGGGACACCUGCUGGACUCAGGUAGCCAGCUCCUGAGUAAUGAAAACAUCCAAGUGGCUUUGAACAGUCUACAAACAGUUGAUCUGUGCUUUAACGUGUUCUUUUUAUUUUACUUCGGACUGCGUUUCGUCGCAGCUGAAGACAAGCUUCGGUUCUGGUAUGAGCUCAGCUCCAUUGUAGACUUCUUCACCAUCCCUCCAGUUAUCGUCUCACUCUAUUUCCACAAGGACUGUAUUGGCUUGAGGUUCAUGAGGUCUCUCCGCCUGUUGCAAUUGCCUGAAAUACUGCAAUAUUUAAGGAUCCUGAAGAGAAAUACAAAAAUCAAAUUGGCAAGUUUGCUGUCUGUGUUUCUGGGCACGUGGUUUACAGCUGCUGGUUUCAUACACACGAUUGAAAAUUCAGGAGAUCCCUGGUUAGAAACACAUAAUGGACAAACCUUAACCUAUUGGCAGUGCGUCUAUUUACUUAUGGUCACCAUGUCAACUGUUGGAUAUGGUGACUUAACUGCCAGGACCACUGUUGGCCAGGUCUUCAUGGUAUUCUUUAUCAUCUUGGGCUUGGCCUUGUUUGCAAGUCAUGUCCCUGAGAUUAUAGAAAUUAUUGGGAGCCAUCGGAAAUACACUGGUAGUUACAGACGAUUCAUGGGGAAAAAAUAUAUCAUAGUCUGCGGUCAUAUUACUCUGAAUAGUCUCCAUGAUUUCCUGAAGGAUUUUACUUGCAAAGAAAGAGAGGAAAUUUCAACAGACAUUGUAGUUAUGGAGAACAUAAAACCUGGCCUUGAGCUUCAGGCCCUGUUCAAACGUCACACAACUCAGAUGGAGUUUUUCCAAGGAUCAGUACUCAACCCCAGUGAUCUGGACAGGGUUCGGCCGGACAAUGCAGAUGCCUGUUUGAUUUUGGCAGACAAAAACUGCCUGAACCCUGAAGCAGAAGAUUCUGCAAAUAUCAUGAGGGCAAUUGCUAUCAAGCAGUACUGGCCUGAAAUAAGAGUGAUUGCACAGGUACUGCAAUACCAUAGCAAGGCCUACCUGCAGAACCUCCCAAGUUGGGACAUGAAGAAGAGGGAUAGUGUGAUCUGCUUGUCGGAGUUGAAGAUGGGUUUUAUUGCGCAGAACUGCAUCGUCCCAGGUUUCUCCACGCUGCUAGCCAACCUCUUUAUCAAGAAGUCCCAACUGGAGCAUAAAACCGGAACUUGGCUUGACAUCUACAAAGAGGGACUCAGCCAGGAGAUUUACACCGAGUUUCUGUCUGAAAGUUUCAUAGGCAUGUCCUUUCAUUCUGUGUGCGAGUUGUGCUACAUUCGGUUGAAACUCCUAUUGAUAGCUAUUCAGUACAGGACUAGUACAGAUGAAAUCAGUAUAUUGAUCAACCCAGACUCCAGUUUUCUGAUUCAGGAACAUACACUCGGAUUCUUCAUCGCCAAGAAACGUAGCCUUGUACAGAGGGCAAACGUUUACUGCAAUGAAUGUCACAAUGAUAUUAUUGACCAGAGGCGGAUCAAGAAGUGUGCAUGCAAAAGAACACAAGACACUGAGAAGCUACGUUACUCUUUGAUCAGAACCCAGUCACUGGGUGUGCUGCUAAAGCAGGACACAUCACUGGAGAAGGAUGGAGCAAUGACAAAUAAAGAGAAAGUGAAAUUGGAUUCGACUGGCAUGUUCCACUGGUGCCCACCAAAGGGCAUCAAUCAAGUAACACUGAAUCGUGCGAUGGCAUCUAGACUGCAGCUGUCCAGACACGUGAUCGUCUGCAUCUUCAGUGAUGUGCAGUGCCCUGGGAUAGGCCUGCGCAACUUUGUCAUGCCUCUGCGAGCGAGCAGCUUCUCCUACGAUGAACUCAAGUCCAUUGUGUUUGUGGGAUCCCUGGAGUACAUAAACCAGGAGUGGUCGACCAUCAGCAAUUUCCCCAAGGUCUUCAUUCUGCCGGGAUCACCGUUAUGUCGCGCCGAUUUAAAAGCAGUCAGCAUCGGCUCCUGUGACAUGACUGUUAUCGUCUCAUCGAAUCGGACCAAAUUUCAGGAGAAGGCUCUGGAGGACAAGGAGUGUAUCUUGGCCACACUCAACCUCAAGGCACUGGUUUUUGAAGAAGCCAUGGAUUCCAACAAUCUGACCUCAGUAAUUUUUCCGGUGGCUAUUUGUCUUCUAGGAAAUGAGCUGCAUCCUGUGGAUUUUAUGCUCUUCGGGAACAAGCACUACUAUCGAACUCCCAUCAUCACUGCACUUGUUCACGAUUCCAAUGUCCACUUUUUGGACCAGGAGGACCGCGAUGAUCCGGAUACGGACCUUAUCCUCACACAGCCAUAUGCCAGUGGAUGUGUGUUUGUGUCCAAUAUUUUGAAUUCCUUGAUGUGCACCACGUAUUUCAAUGACAACAUCCUGAUGCUGAUACGCACCUUGGUGACGGGGGGCGGGUCCCCAGAACUCGAGGAACAGUUGGCUGAUGAGGAUGCCCUGAGGGGUAGCAUCCAUGCCCAGGGCAAAUCGGAGCAGCGAAACCGGUGCAAGCUGGCACGAAUCACUCUGUGUGACGAGCGCUUUUCAGAGUUUGCGGAUCGAGGAACGUAUGGGGAUCUGUUCUGCAAAGCUUUGAACGUGUAUGGGAUACUUUGCUUUGGGGUAUUUCGAUUGCAAGAUCCAAUCAAGCAAUCAAAGAAGCGAUUUGUUAUCACAAAUCCCUCCCCUUUAUUUGAACUUAAUGUGACAGACUUCAUCAUGUGCACUGUGCCCUUCUAUGACACACAAACCAUGGCUACCUCCACCUAUUGUCAGAAGAAUUUUUCAUCCAAGUUCAUCCCAUUGCACACAUUGACCAGGCGAACAUCCAUGAGGUUUACAAAAGUUCGACAGGGCACUUACGACUUGCCAAGUGAGUUAAGACCAAUGAAGGAUGAGAAGAGAUUAAGUGACGAUAAACAAAUGUUGAACUUAGGUAAAUUUCCUGAAGAAGGCUUACUGGCUUCGACCAAAAGUAAGCUGAAAAACUUAGAACAUACUAAGCUUGACCAGUGGAAGGAAAUUCUGAAAACUGGUGAUUGGCGUAAGCAUUCAAAGGAUUUAAGAAAAUCUACUGACAUCACAAUGUCUGUACAAUCAAUGGAAUUGGAAAAAUCUAGUGGAGAAGCCUCAGCCAGACAAUCAAGGGAAGGUCUGGAACUUAGUAGAGAAAUUGUAGCCAGUGAGUCAAAGGAAGAGUCAAAAUCUGGUGAAGAAACUGUAGCUAGACCAACAAAGGAAGAGACAAAAUCUGGUGAAGAAACCAUUGCUGAACAAUCAAAAGAAGAGCCAAAAUCUGGUGAAGAAAUUGUAGCUAUACCACCAAAGGAAGAGCCAAAAUCUGGUGAAGAAACUGUAGCCAGACCACCAAAGGAAGAGUCAAAAUCUGGUGAAGAAACUGUAGCCAGACCACCAAAGGAAGAGUCAAAAUCUGGUGAAGAAACUGUAGCUAGACCACCAAAAGAAGAGUCAAAAUCUGGUGAAGAAACUGUAGCUAGACCACCAAAGGAAGAGUCAAAAUCUGGUGAAGAAACUGUAGCUAGACCACCAAAGGAAGACUCAAAAUCUGGUGAAGAAACUGUAGCUAGACCACCAAAGGAAGACUCAAAAUCUGGUGAAGAAACUGUAGCUAGACCACCAAAGGAAGAGUCAAAAUCCGGUGAAGAAACUGUAGCUAGACCACCAAAGGAAGAGUCAAAAUCUGGUGGAGUUGGUACUGAAUGA
Molecule: messenger RNA, 3831 nt
Organism: Carcharodon carcharias (great white shark)
Lineage: Eukaryota; Metazoa; Chordata; Chondrichthyes; Lamniformes; Lamnidae
Product: calcium-activated potassium channel subunit alpha-1-like
Exons: 25
Coding region: 1-3831 (1276 amino acids)
Biological process (GO): transmembrane transport; potassium ion transport; reproductive process
Cellular component (GO): membrane
Molecular function (GO): monoatomic ion channel activity
Source: RefSeq, a predicted model, not a curated record